GGGGGGCAUUGGGUGUUUUACUGUACAGAUCUCCGAAUCCUUCCGCAGUACCCAUAGAUUUCUGCGCAUCCCGCAACGCCUUCGGAGCUGGUUUGACCCUCGGCGUCUGCCGUCGGCAGCCGCCUGCCAGCUGUCGGCGCCUUUGUGCGGCGGCGGAAGGGGCGCGGGGCCGAGGGCGGCGGGCGCAGGGCCGGAGCCGCGGACAGUGUUUCAGCCAUGUCUGACAAAAGUGAGCUGAAGGCGGAGUUGGAGCGCAAGAAGCAACGAUUGGCUCAAAUCAGAGAGGAGAAGAAGAGAAAGGAGGAAGAAAGAAAGAAGAAAGAAACUGACCAGAAGAAAGAAGCUCUUCCAGUACAAGAAGAAUCUGAUCUUGAAAAGAAGAGAAGAGAAGCUGAAGCAUUACUUCAGAGCAUGGGGUUGACACCUGAGUCUCCUGUUGUCCCUCCUCCUACCUCUCCGUCUUCCAAAUCUGUGAGUACGCCAAGUGAGGCUGGGAGCCAGGACUCCGGGGAUGGUGCUGUUGGAUCUAGACGUGGACCUGUUAAACUUGGAAUGGCCAAAAUUACACAAGUUGACUUUCCGCCUCGAGAAAUUGUUACCUACACAAAGGAGACACAAACACCUGUUAUGACUCAGCCCAAGGAAGAUGAGGAAGAGGAAGAUGAUGUGGUUGCACCAAAACCAUUAGUUGAACCUGAGGAAGAAAAAACAUUAAAAAAAGAGGAGGAGGAAGAAGCUGCCCCUCAUGAGCUCACAGAGGAGGAAAAGCAACAAAUUUUGCAUUCGGAAGAAUUUUUAAGUUUUUUUGACCACUCCACAAGGAUUGUUGAAAGAGCCCUUUCUGAGCAAAUCAACAUUUUCUUUGACUACAGUGGAAGAGACUUAGAGGACAAAGAAGGAGAGAUUCAAGCAGGAGCAAAACUGUCCUUAAACAGGCAGUUUUUUGAUGAACGUUGGUCAAAGCAUCGUGUUGUCAGUUGUCUGGACUGGUCAUCUCAGUAUCCAGAAUUACUUGUAGCCUCUUACAACAACAAUGAGGAUGCGCCUCAUGAGCCUGAUGGGGUGGCCCUUGUAUGGAAUAUGAAGUACAAGAAAACUACUCCAGAGUAUGUCUUUCACUGCCAGUCGGCAGUGAUGUCAGCUACAUUUGCAAAAUUUCAUCCCAAUCUGGUGGUUGGUGGCACAUACUCGGGCCAGAUAGUGCUGUGGGAUAAUCGCAGCAAUAAGAGAACCCCGGUGCAGAGAACGCCACUUUCAGCUGCUGCUCACACGCACCCAGUGUACUGUGUAAAUGUUGUUGGGACCCAGAAUGCUCAUAAUUUGAUUAGUAUCUCAACUGAUGGGAAAAUAUGCUCUUGGAGUCUGGAUAUGCUUUCCCAACCACAGGAUAGCAUGGAGCUGGUUCACAAACAGUCCAAGGCUGUAGCUGUUACCUGCAUGUCUUUCCCUAUUGGAGAUGUCAACAACUUUGUUGUUGGCAGUGAAGAAGGCUCAGUGUACACUGCAUGCCGUCAUGGCAGCAAAGCUGGAAUCAGUGAGAUGUUUGAAGGACACCAGGGACCAAUCACUGGUAUCAACUGCCAUGCAGCAGUUGGACCUGUAGACUUCUCACAUCUUUUUGUCACCUCUUCUUUUGACUGGACAGUAAAGCUUUGGACAACGAAGAAUAACAAACCUCUCUACUCCUUUGAAGAUAAUUCGGAUUAUGUUUAUGAUGUGAUGUGGUCUCCAACUCACCCUGCCUUGUUUGCCUGUGUGGAUGGGAUGGGCAGGCUUGACCUGUGGAAUCUCAACAAUGAUACUGAGGUGCCCACUGCAAGCAUCACCGUGGAGGGUAAUCCUGCUCUGAACCGUGUGAGAUGGACACAUUCUGGGAGAGAGAUUGCUGUAGGUGAUUCAGAGGGACAAAUAGUUAUAUAUGACGUGGGAGAGCAAAUCGCUGUUCCUCGCGGGGACGAGUGGACCCGGUUUGGCCGAACGCUGGCAGAAAUCAACGCCAACAGAGCUGACGCAGAGGAGGAGGCUGCGACCCGCAUCCCGGCAUAGAGCCCUCCAAACAGGCUGCAGGGCUGCACUUGGCAAUGACUGGAUGCAAAUCCUAGUGUGUCAGUUCUAAUCAUAGCUUAGGGGAGGAAUAUAUGGAUUCAACAAUGGACUUUGAAAUGUAUUAAGAUUACUGAAAAUCAGAUCUUGCGUUGUCAUGUUUUAUAUAAAUUGCAAGCACAUUCUGGAUUUGUGGAACUUUUAAUACAGUUAACUUUGACUUUGCAAGGAUCUUCUUUUGCUGAAACACUAACCUGGCAUAAAUUUGCUACUUGGUUUCUGUAAAGUCCAAUCUGAAACAGUAUCUUUUUGAAAAGUAAAAGUUCUGCUCCUAAAACUUUUUCUGUAUUACAGACUAACCUUCAUUAGGUAGAAAAUCUCUGAAUCAUUCUUUAAUUUGAACUCUUCACAUUACCCAUCAUAUGCAUGCAUAUGUUCUGAGUUUCAUUGUUUAUAUAUAGAUAAGCCUCAGACUCUGGUAGUGGGUAAUAUAUGUGAAUAAAAAUUUGUCUGUAGUUACAAACUUACGUGAUAACCAGACCUGAAUUAAUGAAUACAUAUUUAAUACCAAUUUCCUUUUGUUUGAACUGAUGCAUUAAAAGGUGAGACUGAUUGAUAAAUAAAUACUAUACAAGCACUUGUCAGCUGCCCUGACCACUAAUCUGUGUAAAGUUUCUGGGAGCUGAUCCUUUUGUUUUGCUGCACACAUCACAGGCUUGUUCUCUACCCCCAACCACCCCUUACUGCCAUGGCAAUUGGCCAAUAGCAAAAAGGCUCCUGUUAUCAAAUUUCUCUUUUCCAAAGGAUAAGGAACUAGACUUUAAGUUAAUUUCUAUAGCAUGAUGAUUCUUAUUCUGUUAACUACAGACUUGCUACUAAUUUUCUGUACUAAGAUUUUUAUUAUUCUUUUUUAACACUGAACAUUGAAACAAAAUUUCUUAAUGGUUUGAAACAGAAAUGUCAGACUUUCUGUUAAAGGUUACUUUUUUCUUUCUUAGCAUAUUAUAAUGUUUUCUCUCAAGAUGGGUUGCAGAGGGGCUGUUUCUUUUGGGUUGGUUGAUUUUUUUUUUUUUAAUAAAUACUGCGAGUUUUCCUAAUUAGACACUAAAUCGGUUUUGUGGUAUUUAACUUAGGACUACAUUUGUUCUUAAUAUGUUACAAGCUCAUUGUUUUGCCAGAAGAGCUAGUUUUAUAUGCUUAAAAAUAGGAAAUAGGUUUAUAUUCCUUAAUUACUUUCAUGUCCAGUAAUGUCAUUGUUUCUUUGCUGUUAAACUUUUCUGUUUAGUUUUGAGGGUUUUUUUCCUCUUUCUCCUUGCCUUAGUUCUGUUAUUAUGAGCAGCUUGUAGAGACACAGCAGUUCUGUCUCAGAAAGUUUUCUUUGUUGGCAGGUCUGGAAGUGAAAUGUGUUUAGGCUUCCAUUGGUGGAAGUGUGUGUCCCUCCCUUUUGAAUGCAGCCAUGCUGCUUGGUUUGCAGGCAUUUAUCCUGUGUGUUCUGCUCAACCCUACAACAGCAGCAGGUGAACAGUGUAAGAACAGGCACAUCAUGAGAUGGUUUGUACCUUGAACCAAAAGAAUUCUUAACAAGCACAAGGUCUCUUGGUUUGAUGGUUUUGGAGGGAGGGGGUGCUUGGGUUUUUGGCUGGUUGUUCUUGUGGGGUUUUUUAUUGACAUUACUUUUCAUUGAGUAAUACAUUUCCCUCGCACUUUUAUUUUCAGAAAUCCAGUAGAUAAGGCUUUCUUUCACACACAUGCAGGUCAUAGGCAUUAGUUUUGUGUAGUUCUAACCUUCUAAUAAUUUUCAGUUACUAAAUUUAAUGCUACUUAAUCUUAAUUCCUGCUUGUGGUCUUGUGGUCCUCCCUCACAGAAUAGUUAACUACAAACUAAAAAUGUUGUAAAAGCCAUACCUGCAAUCUUGAGACCAAAAGUGAUGCUAGAUGCUGUAAAUGAGGAUUCUGGGAGCCAAACAAUCCAGUUUUGGAGCUGCAAGAAAUACAAAUGCUGUGUGCAGUGUCAAGUCUCCUAAGGCCUUGAUCCUAAGGCAGUCACCAAGCUGUGAUUAAGACUAAAUGCCGUUUUUAUCACUAUUUCAAAAAGUGCAAGACAAAUUUCAUAGAUACAGGGGAGUUCCCAGAAGCCUGUCUCUAUCCAGAAACAGUACAGAACAAGAAAUUCCUUAAACACAAUACAACAAAUAAAGAAGGAAGCCUUCUAUCUAA
This is a messenger RNA of Poecile atricapillus (Black-capped chickadee), 4260 nucleotides long. It is a transcript of the gene DYNC1I2, whose product is annotated as dynein cytoplasmic 1 intermediate chain 2. The record is from RefSeq and is a predicted model, not a curated record. The coding region runs from base 217 to 2046 and encodes 609 amino acids. NCBI's taxonomy places the organism in Eukaryota, Metazoa, Chordata, Aves, Passeriformes, Paridae. The transcript is spliced from 16 exons. Gene Ontology annotation, biological process: transport along microtubule. Gene Ontology annotation, molecular function: dynein heavy chain binding; dynein light chain binding. Gene Ontology annotation, cellular component: cytoplasmic dynein complex.